Girardinichthys multiradiatus is the source of this 5933-nucleotide messenger RNA. It is a transcript of the gene tubgcp3, whose product is annotated as tubulin, gamma complex associated protein 3. The record is from RefSeq and is a predicted model, not a curated record. The transcript has 24 exons. The coding region runs from base 112 to 2799 and encodes 895 amino acids. Gene Ontology annotation, molecular function: microtubule minus-end binding; gamma-tubulin binding. Gene Ontology annotation, cellular component: spindle pole; equatorial microtubule organizing center; gamma-tubulin small complex. Lineage: Eukaryota; Metazoa; Chordata; Actinopteri; Cyprinodontiformes; Goodeidae. Gene Ontology annotation, biological process: spindle assembly; cytoplasmic microtubule organization; mitotic cell cycle.
UGACUCGCUUUGUCAAAAUGGCGUCGCUAGAACUGGGAGGCUGCAGUUAGUUCACAUCUAUCUAACGUAUUUACCAUUUGGGGCACACCAAACACGAUAUCCACGGAGAGGAUGGCAAGCCUGGACCAGAAAUCUCCCAAUGUUCUGCUGCAGAGUCUGUGCUGCAGGAUCACCGGGAAAAGCGAAGCGGACGUUGCCCACCAGUUCCAGUAUGCUGUGCGAGUCAUUGGCAGCAAUUAUGCCCCCACCAUUGAACGAGACGAGUUCCUGGUGUCGGAGAAGAUCAAGAAGGAAUUGUUGCGACAGAGGAGGGAAGCAGACGCUGCUCUGUUCUCAGAGUUGCACAGAAAGCUUCAGACACAGGGUGUUCUCAAGCAUCGCUGGUCAGUUCUUUACCUGCUGCUUAGCCUCUCUGAAGACCCCCGCAAACCUUCCAGCAGGGUUGGAAACUAUGGGGCGCUUUUUGCCCAAGCCCUCCCGAGGGACGCGCACUCAACCCCGUUCUACUGCACCCGACCCCAGAGCUUGGCCUUAGGCUACGGAGAACGAAGCGCAGGGUUGUCUGGAAGCAUUGGGACAAGCGGGGUUUCAAGUCUCGGAGUCUACACGCUGAAUGGACCCACGCCGACGCCACCGACACUGCUGGCUGGUCAACCCCCCCAGUCUGUAGCUGCAGGCACUCAGUCUCUGGGCUCGCGGUUAGCCUGGGCUCUUCCUAUAAACUCCUCCCCCUCUGCCACCAUGGCACCGCCUUCAACCCGACCACCUUUCGGGCCACAAGUGCCAGCUCCAAGAGCGGUCCGUCCUCGCAGAGACGGUGACCCAGCUGGUGAGGUGAGCGAGGCAGCGCUGGUGCGUGACAUCCUCUACGUCUUUCAGGGAAUAGAUGGCAAGUUCAUCAAGAUGAGCGCCCAGGAGAACUGCUACAAAAUAGACAGCAAGGCGGUGCUAUGCAAGUCCCUCAGGGACACCAGCAGCAGACUGGCUGAACUUGGUUGGCUCCACAACAAAGUGAGGAAGUACACUGACGUCAGAACCCUCGACCAGGCCUUCGGAUUGGUGGGACAGAGCUUCUGCGCAUCGCUUCAUCAGGAGCUGAAAGAAUACUACAGGCUUCUCUCUGUCCUCCACUCACAGUUGCAGGUAGAGGAUGAGCAGGGUGUGAACAUGUGCACAGAGAGUAGCUUAACUCUGAGAAGGCUUCUGGUCUGGAUGUACGACCCCAAGGUGCGACUCAAAACGCUGGCUGCUCUUGUCGACUACUGCCAAGGUCGUAAGGGAGGCGAACUGGCUUCUGCAGUUCACGCCUACGGGAAGACUGGAGACCCGCAGAUGAGAGCACUGGUCCAACACAUCCUCAGCCUUGUGUCCCACCCCAUCCUCAACUUCCUCUACAGGUGGAUAUAUGAUGGAGAGUUAGAGGACACUUACCACGAGUUCUUUGUAGCAUCAGACCCCAACGUGAAGACGGAUCGUCUGUGGCAUGACAAGUACUCCCUCAGGAAGUCAAUGAUCCCCUCGUUCAUCACCAUGGACCAGGCUCGCAAGGUUCUGCUGAUUGGCAAAUCCAUUAACUUCCUGCAUCAAGUUUGUCAUGACAGAACACCGCCAGGCAAAAUCACACCGGCGUCCAAACCUGCCGACACUCCGAAAGAUGCUGCAGAGCUGCUGUCUGACCUGGAAGGAGCUUUCCAGGAGAAAAUUGAUGCAGCCUACUUCGACACCAGCAAAUACCUGCUGGAUGUUCUCAACCGUAACUACCUGCUGCUGGAGCACCUGCAGGCCAUGAGGAGAUACCUGCUGCUGGGCCAGGGAGACUUCAUCAGGCAUCUAAUGGACCUGCUAAAACCUGAGCUUGCCCGUCCUGCCACUACAUUAUACCAACAUAACCUGACUGGUAUCUUGGAGACGGCAGUCAGGGCCACCAACGCUCAGUUUGACAAUGCAGAGAUCCUAAAGAGGCUGGAUGUACGCCUGCUGGAGGUGUCCCCUGGUGACACAGGCUGGGAUGUCUUCAGUCUUGAUUAUCACGUUGAUGGACCCAUUGCAACAGUUUUUACCAGAGAGUGUAUGGGCCACUACCUCCGUGUGUUUAAUUUCCUGUGGAGGGCCAAGAGAAUGGAGUACACACUGACAGACAUCUGGAAGGGACAUAUGUGUAACGCCAAGCUGCUCAAAACCAUGCCUGAGCUGUCUGGUGUGCUGCACCAAUGUCACAUCCUGGCCUCUGAAAUGGUUCACUUCAUCCACCAAAUGCAGUACUACAUCACCUUCGAGGUGCUGGAGUGCUCAUGGGACGAGCUGUGGAACAAAGUGCAGCAGGCCCAGGACCUCAACCACAUCAUCGCUGCCCAUGACGUCUUCCUGGACACCAUCAUCUCCAGAUGUCUGCUGGACAAUAACAGCAGGUCUCUUUUGAACCAGCUAAGGACCAUAUUUGACCAAAUUAUCGAGUUUCAAAAUGCCCAGGACUGCCUCUACCGUUCGGCGCUGGAGGAGCUUACCCUCCGGCUCCUGUUUGAGGAGAAGAAGCAGCAGAGGGAAGAGGAGGGUCAGUGGGGAGUGACAGCAGAACAGGAAGCAGAAGAGAAGAGGAGGAUUCAGGAGUUUCAGGACGCCAUACCAAAGAUGCAAUCCCAGCUUCGAAUCCUCACCCACUUCUACCAGAGCAUCGUCCAGCAGUUCCUCGUGCUGCUGAUGACCAGUUCGGAUGAGAGUCUGCGCUUCCUCAGUUUCAGACUGGACUUCAAUGAGCACUACAGAGGAGCCAGGAAUCAGGUGAGGCUGAAGGACUCAUAAAGCAAAAGCAGGACACUAGGGCCAGAGAGCCGAGGCUGCGAGCUUCGCUGGGCACCACCAGAGGGCGACGUCCGUCAAACAUCUGACGUGACGAAAGCAGCACAGACAGACGACGCUUCGCCUCGCAGCAAGGGGUGUGACCUCACGCCGACGACACGCGCGCACACACGUCACCACCGUCCAGAUGAUGCCAUUCUCCUUGGAGAGGCCUGCUCUGGAGACAUCAUGAAAGGAAUAAUGUCCAGAGCUGGCUAACCCUGAAAAGGAUCUUGGCAUGGGAAUUUAGCAAAAAACAACUUGAGUUUGUGGAACAUGUCCAGAUGAGGAGAUGAAAGGUGCAGCCAUCAGACUGAGCUCUCCAGGUCAUCUUACAUGGCAUGCCUUAUUACGGAGGGAAAGCAGAACUUUAUUCCUCAGCUGGGAUGCUAUGUCCAGUCCCAACACACGUUUGUACAUAGAGUGUAUGCAAAAGUGUAUGUAUGUGUUGAAGCUUCUCUACGCAUCAACAUGUGGCUUUCCGUCUUCCCAUUAGAGGGUAACCAAUAUGAAUCUGAGGUCCAUUUCUUUUCCAUUUUGUUUUUAUAGAGGUUAUUAAAAUAAUACAUUCUAUAUACUGUUAGUACUAUUGUUCAGUAAAUGCGUUCUUUUUUUAAAGUUUUGUGGUUUUUUUUUUGCAGAACAGACAAUUAGGUCAGAAGCUAAAGGAACAUCAGAAUAAGUAAACUGUACGUCAGCCUAAGCUUUGUUUUCCUCUCCUUUCUCUUAAAAGGGCAUAUAUCAUAUUUUAAAACAUCUUUAAAGUAUGAAACAUAAAUCACAAUCAACCUUUCAGUUGAUUUGUGUUUUCCCUCAAGGUGGAUAGGUCCUUUAAAACCUCACUUUUCUUACACGAAAAGAGCCUUUUGAGUUAUACGCUUAAAAACAGGAGCCAUUUCUAUGUGUAGAUGAUAAAGUGGCAUCUGCAACACCACCAAAUAAAGAGUUUUCUUUACAAUAAAGGAUAUAUCUGAUCAUCUAAGCAGGAAACAUAGGUGAGCUCCAUUGAAGUAAACGACUGAAGAGGACAUAUUUCUCAACCACCAAAAACUGAAAACAGGAUUAUGAAACUGUUGAGAUCUUGGCUUCUAGACAAGGAACAGCCCAAAGCUGGCUGAAAGGACAUGCCACAGCUAGGAAAGAUAGCUUGAACAGGGAGCCAACCGACAGACCUCGGAGGUAGUUGUUUGUGAGCUUAAAGUUUGCAUUCUCUGUCAGUACAAAACGUGUUAAUGGUUGCAGAUUGUGUUGAAUCAGUUAUUCUCCAAUCCUCCUGUAUUAGUUAUGAUAAUUAGCUGAAAAAUUAAACUGAUUUUUCUUGUUUUUAAACCAAAUCAAGGAUAGAGCGUUUGACUGCGUCUGCCUGAGUAAUUUACGUUCGGUCUCGGUUUCCACGUCUAGCGUUAUAUCUUGGUCACCAUUUAUACAAAGUUUUCUAACGAAAACGGAAAAAUUUAGUUGUACUUCUGUUUACAUGACAACUGAACGUUUUCUGAAAAUGGCACAAUUUAAGAACAGCUUCCAGUGUGAAAUGGUUUGAAAACGAACCCGUUGUUUGAAUCUUGCUUACAGGGCAGUCCUGGCUUAUGUGCAGUACAACUGAAAUCAGUUUAAAUUAAUGCGCACACGCACAACAUAACAGCUGCUGCCAGUUUAAAACCCCCGUUAAAGUUCUUAUUUUCUCCCGUUGUGUAAUACGAAGUGUCUUCGUAUGUUGUUGAGUUUCGAAGAAUAUACCGGCAACUAGUGGUGUGGCGGGUAAAAUUACACCAUUUUCACGUCUGUGCUGUUGCCGUUUGAACGGAGAAUGCAAUUAAAACGUCAUGUAGCUGUGCUAACAGAAACAGGGAUAAAAAUCCAGUUUUCAAUGGAUUGUUGUGGUGUUAACAGGUCCUGGAAGUGAUUCUUUAAGGCCAGACGACAUGUUAUGAGUGGGGAAACUAACUGUGGAAAGACAGAGUUUGAAUGGUGUGACGGGCGGUGUCCUUGGAAUAACAUUUUGAGAGCUACGUUACGGACUGAUUAUGUGGGGAAAAGGGUGACAAUCACUGCGUGGCUCCCUAAUUGGGCAUCAGAGUAACAAUGCUGAGCAGAAAUUGCAGCAAACAACUUAAAAUUGAUACGUUUAGGGUUUUUAAUUAGUUUUUGUCACCUUUUGUUUUUAAUUAUAAGCAGACUUUGCUGGCCACAGAGCACAUUUAAAUCCCUGGGUGUGGUGCCGGUUUUUUAAGUCUCCAGGCUAUUGUUCACAGACAGUUCUCCCAAUUUCCUCCUUCUUGCUGGAUUAACCACUAUAUAAAUCUAUAUAAAACUCAAAUUUGAGCCGCAGACUUUGCUGCCACUACAGUUGUCACACAUUGUGUUAUGAACUGAUGCCAGAGUUAAAAUCUUUCAACCAAAUAGGUAAUCUGAACAUGUUUAACUUAAUUUGCAUUUUAAACUUGAUUUAUUCUUUCCUAAUUUUAAACUUUCUUCCUUCUUAGAGGUUUAUAUUAAAUACAAUCAACAAAAACCACAACAACCUCACUUCAUGUCACCAUAUAAACUACAGGAGCUAGAACAUUUUUCUAAAAAGUGUACAUAUUACAUAAAAGUCCAAUACUAAAUAAUUAUUUGUCAAUGUUUACUUGGACAGUUUAUUUUUGAGAGGUAUGCCUAUUCCAGCAGUGGUAAACAAGUAUUUAAGUGAGGUUUGCUGCAUGUGUCAGUCUCGAAUGUAGAUCGCAGGAACAUCAGGGAUGGUUUAAAGACUUGCUGUAACAGCUCAUGUUUCUCUUCAAAAGUAGCAGUUGAUUUGGUGCAAAAACUUACAAAGUACGUGUUGUUUUUCUAAAGCACUGCUGCUCGGUGACAAAUUGUUUACUUCUGCAGCUGAAGAAACCAUUUCAGGUUUUAGUAAUAGUCACAUUUUUUCCUCAGAGCAGGUAAACCUUGUUCAGGUGGAGACAUAUUAUUCAUAGCCUCCUUCACAGAUGAGUGUAACCUGACUGAACCUGGGUCAGGACUUGUACGUUCUCUUUAUUGGAUAGCUCAUAAUGUAAAUGUGGGGAAUAAUCCAUCCUACUUCUUUAAUAAAAUGUAUUUUUUUUAAACAUAAA